Stomoxys calcitrans (stable fly) is the source of this 2471-nucleotide messenger RNA. RefSeq names its product ATP-dependent RNA helicase Ddx1 (gene Ddx1). The record is from RefSeq and is a predicted model, not a curated record. Gene Ontology annotation, molecular function: ATP binding; nucleic acid binding; protein binding. Lineage: Eukaryota; Metazoa; Arthropoda; Insecta; Diptera; Muscidae. The transcript is spliced from 7 exons. The coding region runs from base 95 to 2275 and encodes 726 amino acids.
CUAUCAUUGUUUUAAUAGUUCUAUUUUCUUUUCCAUCACCGGCAUUUUGGAAAGGACGAAAUUUUGCGGAUUGCCGAUUAAUUAAUCCAGAAAAAUGACUGCUUUCGAAGAGUUUGGAGUUUUACCAGAAAUUGCCAAGGCAAUUGAUGAAAUGGAGUGGACAUUACCCACCGAUGUUCAAGCAGAGGCUAUUCCCCUUAUUUUGGGUGGUGGUGAUGUCCUUAUGGCUGCGGAAACCGGUUCCGGCAAGACGGGAGCAUUUUGUCUGCCAAUAUUACAAAUUGUUUGGGAAACCCUUAGAGAUUUAGAAGAGGGUAAAAGCAAAGGAGGUGCCUUAAGUGGUAGUGUGGCUCCUUGGACAAUGUCCUUUUUUGACCGAGGCAAUGCUUUAGCCGUCACCCCGGAUGGUUUGCGUUGUCAGAGUAGGGAAUUUAAAGAAUGGCAUGGCUGUCGUUGUACCACGGGAGUUAAAGGAAAAGGGAAAUUUUACUUUGAGGCAACUGUAACGGAUGAAGGGUUAUGUCGAGUGGGUUGGUCCACACAAGAAGCUAAUUUAGAUCUGGGCACUUGCCGAUUUGGCUUUGGCUUUGGAGGCACUGGGAAAAAAUCGAAUAAUCGACAGUUUGAUGAUUAUGGCGAAGCCUUUGGCAAAAAUGAUGUUAUAGGCUGCUAUUUGGACCUUGAGAAAAUGGAGGUGUCAUUCACAAAGAAUGGUACCAAUUUAGGCUUGGCAUUUCGUUUAAAUGAAAAUCUACGCAACGAAACAUUCUACCCAGCGGUGGUUUUAAAAAAUGCUGAAAUGGCAUUCAAUUUUGGUAACACAGAUUUUAGAUAUCCGCCUAAAGGUGGUUUCAUUGGCGGUAGUCAAGUAGGCCCGUCCCAUACAAAAUCAAAUCCAUUGGCAAGCCCCUCUGCAAAUGCUGGUUCAAACAAACCCUCACCAAAUGCUCCACAGGCCAUCAUUAUAGAGCCAAGUCGAGAACUGGCCGAACAAACAUACAAUCAAAUUGAAAAGUUCAAGAUACAUUUAUCUAAUCCAGACGUUAAAAGCUUGCUACUGAUAGGAGGCGUUAAACUAGAGCAGCAGAAAAGUGUUUUGCAACAAGGUGUACACAUUGUAGUUGGCACCCCAGGCCGUUUGGAAGAAAUGAUAUCCGGUGGUUUUGUGCAAUUGACUCAUUGCAAAUUUUUCGUUUUGGAUGAGGCUGAUGCCUUACUGAAACAAGGCUACACUGAUUUAAUCGAUCGCUUGCACAAACAAAUACCAAAGAUGACUUCAGAUGGACGUCGCCUACAGAUGGUGGUGUGUUCGGCAACACUACAUGCCUUUGAAGUUAAAAAAAUGGCUGACCGUUUAAUGCAUUUCCCCACAUGGGUAGAUCUCAAAGGAGAGGAUGCUGUCCCCGAGACCGUGCAUCAUGUCGUCUGCAUGGUAGAUCCACAACGCGAUACUUCAUGGCAUCAUUUGCGUCAGCGUAUACGCACUGAUGCCGUUCAUGCCCGCGAUAAUCCACAUCCCCAAAAUCAAUGUCCUGAAACUUUUUCUGAGGCUAUCAAAUUAUUGAAAGGCGAAUAUUGCAUACACGCCAUAGAGGAGCACAAGAUGGACAGGGCCAUUAUAUUUUGUCGCACCAAGUUAGAUUGUGACAAUCUGGAACAAUAUUUAAAAAUCCGGGGAGGGCAAAAGUAUUCUUGCGUUUGUUUGCAUGGUGAUCGCAAACCAAAUGAGCGCAAACAAAAUCUUGAACUAUUUAAGAGAGGGGAUGUUAAAUUUCUGAUAUGUACCGAUGUGGCUGCAAGAGGUUUGGAUAUAACUGGCCUACCAUAUAUGAUUAACAUUACACUGCCUGAUGAGAAAUCCAAUUAUGUCCAUCGUAUUGGUCGUGUAGGGCGAGCCGAACGUAUGGGUUUGGCUAUUAGCUUGGUGUCAACGGUUCCAGAAAAGGUGUGGUAUCAUGGCGAUUGGUGUAAAACCCGUGGCCGAAAUUGCUAUAAUACCAAUCUUACAGAUAAUCGUGGAUGUUGUAUUUGGUAUAAUGAAAAGAAUCUCUUGGCAGAAAUAGAAGACCAUUUGAAUAUUACCAUUCAACAAGUUGAUAAGAACUUGUCUGUACCACUUAACGAUUUCGAUGGUAAGGUUGUGUAUGGACAGAAAAAUCUAAAUACUGGCUCUGGCUAUAAAGACCAUGUACAACAAUUGGUGCCCGUUGUUAGAAAGCUCACCGAUUUGGAAUUGCAAUCACAAUCUUUAUUUUUAAAACGCUUAAAAGUCUAAACAGCUUAUAGACAAUUACAUCUUUUGUGUGGAGCGAUCGUCAUACCAUACAACUCCGUAUUACGAAAAAUAUUAGUGGUUAAAUAUUACAAUCACAUAUAUUAAAACUAUUAUAGCUAAAAACAUUGCUUGCAUACGUAACAUACAUUAAUGCAAGUUGCUGCUAAAAAAACAAACCAAAAACAGAACAAAACUA